UUCAAGAGGAAGAGAAUGGAACAUGCUUGCCAAUUCAGGCAGCGUGAGGAUCCUCAUCAAGGGAGGCAAGGUUGUGAAUGAUGACUGCACCCAUGAGGCCGACGUCUACAUUGAGAAUGGCAUCAUCCAGCAGGUGGGCCGGGAGCUCAUGAUCCCCGGAGGCGCCAAGGUGAUCGAUGCCACUGGGAAGUUGGUGAUCCCCGGAGGCAUCGACACCAGCACCCACUUCCAUCAGACCUUCAUGAACGCUACCUGCGUGGACGACUUCUACCAUGGGACCAAGGCGGCACUAGUUGGAGGCACCACCAUGGUCAUCGGCCACGUCCUGCCCGACAAGGAGACCUCCCUCGUGGAAGCCUACGAGAAGUGCCGGGGUCUGGCCGACCCCAAGGUCUGCUGUGACUACGCCCUGCAUGUGGGGAUCACCUGGUGGGCGCCCAAGGUGAAAGCAGAAAUGGAGACGCUGGUGAGGGAGAAGGGUGUCAACUCAUUCCAGAUGUUCAUGACCUACAAAGACUUGUAUAUGCUUCGGGACAGUGAGCUGUACCAAGUGUUGCACGCGUGCAAGGACAUCGGCGCCAUCCCCCGAGUCCAUGCCGAGAAUGGGGAGCUCGUGGCUGAGGGUGCCAAGGAGGCGCUAGAUUUGGGGAUCACGGGCCCAGAAGGAAUCGAGAUCAGCCGCCCAGAGGAGCUGGAGGCUGAAGCCACUCACCGAGUUAUCACCAUUGCAAACAGGACUCACUGUCCGAUAUACCUGGUCAACGUGUCCAGCAUCUCGGCCGGUGAUGUUAUCGCAGCUGCUAAGAUGCAAGGGAAGGUUGUGCUGGCCGAGACCACCACCGCGCAUGCCACUCUGACAGGCUUACACUACUACCACCAGGACUGGUCCCACGCGGCCGCCUAUGUGACGGUGCCUCCGCUGAGACUGGACACCAACACCUCAACCUACCUCAUGAGCCUGCUAGCCAAUGAUACUCUCAACAUUGUGGCAUCAGAUCACCGGCCCUUCACGACGAAGCAGAAGGCUAUGGGCAAGGAGGACUUCACCAAGAUCCCGCACGGAGUGAGCGGCGUGCAGGACCGCAUGAGCGUCAUCUGGGAAAGAGGCGUGGUUGGAGGAAAGAUGGACGAGAACCGUUUUGUGGCGGUUACCAGUUCCAACGCGGCGAAGAUUCUCAACCUGUACCCCCGCAAGGGCCGCAUCAUCCCUGGAGCCGAUGCCGAUGUGGUGGUGUGGGAUCCAGAAGCCACAAAGACCAUCUCAGCCAGCACCCAGGUACAGGGAGGAGACUUCAACCUGUAUGAGAACAUGCGCUGCCACGGCGUACCGCUGGUCACCAUCAGCCGGGGCCGAGUCGUGUACGAGAACGGCGUCUUCAUGUGCGCCGAGGGCACCGGCAAGUUCUAUCCCCUGAGGUCCUUCCCAGACACUGUCUACAAGAAGCUAGUCCAGAGAGAAAAGACCCUAAAGGUUAGAGGAGUGGACCGUACUCCCUACCUGGGGGACGUAGCUAUCGUUGUACAUCCCGGGAAAAAAGAGAUGGGAACGCCACUUGCAGACACUCCUACUCGUCCAGUUACCCGACACGGGGGCAUGAGGGACCUUCACGAGUCCAGCUUCAGCCUCUCUGGUUCUCAGAUCGAUGACCAUGUUCCAAAGCGAGCUUCGGCUCGGAUCCUCGCUCCCCCCGGAGGCAGGUCAAGCGGCAUUUGGUAAAGGCACUGACCAGCCCCCGACAUGAGGACGCACCGCUGCCACCAGCCCGCACACCCUCCGGCCGCAGCUGCAGGGGGCAGGAGAGGCUGGGCUGGGCGGCGCACCACCUGAGGGGGCCACGGACCCGGGGAGCCCUCCCCAUGUCCGACACGUGAUUCACUGUGCUUCGAGCCCACCCUAACAGGCACUUUGAGAUGUGUUCCUCCCACUGCAGUCCUUUCCUGCCUUGGCCUCGGCAGGCUUUUGGGGGCCCAGGAAACCCACACUAUGCACAGAGCCCAAUGCAUAGAGCCCGGCCCAGCCCCUCCUCUCACACCCGCCUCCAUGUGCUGGCUUUGGGAAAGCCCAGACUUGAGUGCCCUGCCCCCUGGCUGACCUGCCAGCUGUCCGGAGCACUUUAGCAGAUGUGUUUUAGAGGAAAAGGACCCCCUCCCCUCAAGGAGGCCCCGUGAUCGCUUUUCCCCAGUCAGACAGGUGUCGGCUUCCCGGCCAUGCCCAGGGCGUCCUGUUUUUCCUGACUCCACGCUGGCCCCUGUGUGGAUGAGACCCAGAAAGGUUUGGCCUUCUGACCCCAGAAGUGUCCAUGACGACUCUUAAGAACAUGGCUGCCCACCGCAGCUGCGAAAAGGAGGAGGGGUGACGUCUCUCAUAGACCCCACCUGAGAAUUGAACCAGCCGGAAGACCGACUCCCUUGGUAGGCAUUCUGCUUUGUUUUGCACAGAUAGAUAGAUUUUUCUUGUAAACAAACUAAAGCGUCUUCACUGCUUGAGCCAGAACUAGUUCAAUGUUGGGGGCUUGCCGUGUGGGUUGCGCUGCCCCCACAUCCUCAUUUCUCCCUUCAUGCUCAUCCUCCUCACUCAGGAGCUGAGAGGACAGACACGGUACCCCAGGGAGCGGAGGCAACAAAGGCACUCACGGAGGGUGGCAGCCACGGGGACAGUGGGUAGGGAUCUGGGCCUAGGAAACCGUGACCCUGACCCCUCGGUACAGUGCACAUCGCCAUCUUUAUCCGUUUCAGCCCUUUGCUGGGUCACGGGCCUUGGGAAGAUGCCAAAGAGCCGAGCAGUGGUGGUAGCCAGCGGACAGUGUCCCUGCUUGGGCCAGGAAAGCUUUACCUUCUCUGAGUGCCUCUGCCCGAGAGAUGCGUGGUCUGUGGCUCUAGGAGACCACACCUCGGAGUGGUCCACCGUAGGCCUUCCACUUCAUCUAUACCCCCCCCCCAUCUUACAUAGACCCCACCCUUGCCCAGGAGCUUCUAGAUGAAAAUCAGAAGGAGGUUCAAGGGACCCCAUGAGCGGUCAGCCCCCGCCACCUGCUCCUGGCCCCUGUGCGGAGCUCCAUCGGCAGCCCCGCCGCCCCUGGUUGGAAUGAGAAGGGUCUCUGGUUGCACGGAAUGCAGCUCUCAAACUGGUCUUGUACUUGCUGAAUAAAUACUGUUGUUCUUGCCUUAGCUGCUCUCUAGGUUUGUGGGAAUAAGUUACCCGAAAAUUGUGCUACUGUGUGUGCGUGUGCGUGUGUGUGUGCGUAGUGCUAGGAGUCCACAGUAGGUCUCUGUCAAAGCCAAUGCCGUGAUGAGGGCUUUUCCAAUACUGACCCGGAGACCACACAGAACCCCGCGAAAACCCAGCCCCCCCUCCAGCUGCCCGGGCGGCAGGCACGGCCUGGGGUCGGGAUGGAGCCUCCAGCACCCAAGUGACUUCUCACUCCUCUGUAAACGUCAUGGUGCUAAGAUCGUGUCAACCCCAAGAUGACACACGGUCCUGUGCUUUCGCCACCUGUUUGAGGCAAAAACAAAACGGCCCGACACAUUGUGUUCUGGUGCAGGUUUGUAUUAAACUGUAGCUACUUCUCA
Molecule: messenger RNA, 3570 nt
Organism: Suricata suricatta (meerkat)
Lineage: Eukaryota; Metazoa; Chordata; Mammalia; Carnivora; Herpestidae
Gene: DPYSL5
Product: dihydropyrimidinase like 5
Exons: 14
Coding region: 23-1717 (564 amino acids)
Cellular component (GO): cytosol; cytoplasm
Molecular function (GO): hydrolase activity, acting on carbon-nitrogen (but not peptide) bonds, in cyclic amides
Source: RefSeq, a predicted model, not a curated record